Chroicocephalus ridibundus (black-headed gull) is the source of this 912-nucleotide messenger RNA. It is a transcript of the gene HOXD13, whose product is annotated as homeobox D13. Gene Ontology annotation, molecular function: RNA polymerase II cis-regulatory region sequence-specific DNA binding; DNA-binding transcription factor activity, RNA polymerase II-specific. Gene Ontology annotation, biological process: regulation of transcription by RNA polymerase II. The record is from RefSeq and is a predicted model, not a curated record. The coding region runs from base 1 to 912 and encodes 303 amino acids. Lineage: Eukaryota; Metazoa; Chordata; Aves; Charadriiformes; Laridae. The transcript is spliced from 3 exons.
AUGGACGGACUGCGCGGCGACAGCACCGGCGGUGGCGGCGGCGGCGGUGCCCCCGGGCAGUGCCGUAAUUUUCUCUCCUCGCCCGUUUUCGGGGCGGCGCACACGGGCCGAGCGGCCGCCGCCGCCGCUGCCGCCGCCGCCGCCUCGGGGUUCGCCUACGCCGGCGGAGGGGAGCGCUCGGGGGCGGCGGCGAGGCCCGACCCCCCGGCCAAGGACUGUCCGGGCUCCGCCGCUCCGGCCGCCGCCCCCGCGCUCGGCUAUGGGUAUCACUUUGGCAAUGGAUACUAUAGCUGCAGGAUGUCCCACGGGGUUGGGAUCCAGCAAAACGCCCUGAAGUCUCCCCCCCAUGCCUCCAUUGGCGGCUUUCCCGUGGAAAAGUACAUGGACGUCUCCAGUCUGACCAGCACGAGUGUCCCCGCCAAUGAAGUCUCCUCCAGGGCGAAGGAAGUGUCCUUCUACCAGGGCUAUACAACCCCCUACCAGCACGUUCCUGGGUACAUAGACAUGGUCUCAACGUUUGGCUCUGGGGAACCGAGACAUGAAACAUACAUAUCAAUGGAGGGCUAUCAGUCUUGGACUCUGGCUAAUGGCUGGAAUAGUCAGGUUUACUGUGCCAAAGAUCAGACACAGAGCUCACACUUUUGGAAAUCGUCCUUUCCAGGGGACGUUGCACUAAACCAGCCCGAUAUGUGUGUCUACCGGCGUGGGAGAAAGAAGCGAGUGCCGUACACAAAACUGCAGCUUAAAGAACUCGAGAAUGAAUAUGCCAUUAACAAGUUCAUUAACAAGGACAAGAGGCGAAGGAUAUCCGCAGCCACAAACCUGUCUGAGAGACAAGUUACCAUUUGGUUUCAGAACAGGAGGGUGAAGGAUAAGAAAAUAGUCUCCAAACUGAAAGACAACGUAUCUUGA